Messenger RNA from Parastagonospora nodorum SN15, 1065 nucleotides. RefSeq lists its product as hypothetical. Lineage: Eukaryota; Fungi; Ascomycota; Dothideomycetes; Pleosporales; Phaeosphaeriaceae. The coding region runs from base 1 to 1065 and encodes 354 amino acids. The transcript has 2 exons. Gene Ontology annotation, molecular function: pyridoxal phosphate binding; catalytic activity; molybdenum ion binding. The record is from RefSeq and is a predicted model, not a curated record.
AUGGUACCUUCGCUCUCAAACACCACACAGGGAGCAAUCAUCGCCUCGGCCUUUUUCGUCCCUGUGCUCACAUACCUCUACUUCACAAAGACUCAAAGGCCACAGAGCACAGCCGGUCCACUUCCAGAACCCACAGAAGUUACAGCGCUCUACAUUCACCCGAUCAAAUCAUGUCACGGCAUCUCAGUGCAGUCGGCAAAGCUUUUGCCUACUGGCCUUGAUCUUGACCGACAAUGGAUGUGGGUAUCCUAUCCCUCCUUCGAAUUCCUCACAAUCCGCAAUAAUUCACGCAUGACCCUCAUCCGACCCACCUACGACGCCUCAACCGACACCUUGACUGUGACCGCCCUCGCCCCAAACACCAUCGACGAGAAACUCGAAUUCGCAAUCCCUGCACACCCAACCAAGGAAUGGCUCAAUCAAAAUACUGAGAAGCACGACGCGAAAAUAUGGAGCGUCACAACUCCCGCCCGGGUCUAUUCGAGCAAGUUGACUGAGCCCUUCAAUGCCUUCUUCGGGCAGGAGGUGAGACUUGUGUAUAAAGCAUCUCAAUUCGACGCUCCGCGCCCGCUCGGCUCCAACGGCGCUCCACACCUCCUCGGUCGAGAAGCAAGUACAUGUUUCCCGGACAUGAUGCCCCUCCUUAUCGGCUCCGCGUCCUCUCUAUCCGAACUAAACACGCGCCUGGACAGUGAAAUCGAUGUCCGUCGCUUCCGCCCCAACAUACUCGUCAGCGGUGACGCCGCGGCGCCAUGGGAUGAAGAUCGAUGGAAAACAGUGAAAAUCAGUCCAAAGGGCAAACACGGCGGGAUGCCGUUGACGUUUGAUGUCACACAGAGGUGUGCGAGGUGUAGGGUGCCGAAUGUUGAUCCGGAUACGGCGGAGGAGGAUAAAAAGGAGCCGUGGGAGACGCUGGUCAAGUACCGGAGGGUGGAUGAGGGGAUCAAGUUUAAGCCGUGUUUUGGCAUGUUGUGUGUGCCGCGGGAAGGGGGGAAGAUUAAGGUGGGAGAUAGGGUGGAGGUGCUGGAAGUUACGGACGGGCAUAGGUAUAUACCUGGGUUUUAG